Messenger RNA from Eupeodes corollae, 609 nucleotides. RefSeq lists its product as uncharacterized. Lineage: Eukaryota; Metazoa; Arthropoda; Insecta; Diptera; Syrphidae. The coding region runs from base 104 to 544 and encodes 146 amino acids. The record is from RefSeq and is a predicted model, not a curated record. The transcript has 3 exons.
ACGAAGAAAUUUUUAUUUGUCAUUCAAAAAUUCUAAAUCCACUCGUCUCGGAGAAAAUUUUCUGGCUUAAUUUAUACAAUUUUUGUUUUCUUACCAUUCCAAAAUGUUAAAUAUCUUUGAGUAUCUGCACAUCUUCAGCAAAGAGAAAAAACUACCAUACAAUGGAAGAGGAGUCUUUAGGUAUGUAAAUAACAUUUUCAAAAGUGCAAUAUCGGCAACUAGUUGGUGUUUGUAUGUGAUAGCAGUUAUCUUGAUUAUAUCUUCUUUGUCUUAUUUAUAUUUCGAAAGAAAAAGAAGAAACACAAAUCAACUACGUUUGAGAGGAAUUCGACAAUUAAUAGAGAAACCACCACAAAAAAGACGACCUGGUGCUGUUGCUCGGGAACGUGAAGUUUUUCGAAAUGUCUUAAAAACUGCCCACACUUACAUCUAUCCUAAUAAUGAAGAGACCAAAAAGUGUGUAGUUCGUCAGACAAGAAGUGGAACGAUUUACGGGAAAUUUCUAGACACCAAAUUCAAGAAGGCUGAAAAUAAAUCUGAAUAAAAUUUGCAUUUGCACAGAAAUUAUUUUUUAACAAAAUUAAAGAAUUUUAUGACAACCUUAUCAAA